This is a messenger RNA of Prunus persica (peach), 2299 nucleotides long. RefSeq names its product B3 domain-containing transcription factor VRN1. Bases 279 to 1994 code for a protein of 571 amino acids. Lineage: Eukaryota; Viridiplantae; Streptophyta; Magnoliopsida; Rosales; Rosaceae. The transcript has 6 exons. The record is from RefSeq and is a predicted model, not a curated record. Gene Ontology annotation, molecular function: DNA binding.
UUUCAUAUGAAAAAAUAACUAUAUCUCAAAAGAAAAAAGAAGAAGAGAUAGCUAAAAAACAUGAAUAAAAAAUAAAUAAAAAUCAAUCAGGGUUGUAAUAAGUACUGAUUCUUGAGUUGAUUGAAAUGAUUAGAUUCCGUUUCGAGCUUCGUGAACUAGAUCGGCAACUUAAAACAUGCACCCAUCAAACUCAAUCAAAGAAACACAUCUCUCCGAAACAAAAAAAACAAAAAAAGAAGAAACACAUCUCUCAAUCAAGCUUUUGAGUUAAUUCAGCCAUGGCUUCUCUUCAUGACCCUCCAACAUUUUCAGCUUCCAUACCCCACUUCUUCAAGAUCAUUCUAGAGGACAGUUCUAAAAUCAGAAUUAAAAUUCCAAUGAGGUUUUUGAUGAAAUAUGGAGAGAAUUUAUCAAGUCCAGUACAUCUUAAGCUUCCAAAUGGUGCGGAAAUGGAAAUAGAGCUCAGAAGAUGCAACAAUGGUGGGGUUUGGUUUGACAAGGGUUGGCCAGAGUUCUCAAAGUUUUGCUCUCUUGACUAUGGUAGUUGGCUAGUCUUUGGAUAUGAAGGGAACUCCAACUUCCAUGUGUUGAUAUUUGAUAGAACUGCUACAGAAAUUGAAUAUCCUAAGCCCGAGAUGGAAGAAACUGAUUCUGAAGAAGAAGAAGAAGAACAAGAUGAUGCUGAUGAUGGAUCUGUUGAAAUCUUGGAUGUUUCUGAAGAAGAAGAACAACAAGAUGAUGCUGAUGAUGGAUCUGUUGAAAUCUUGGAUGUUUCUGAAGAAGAAGAACAACAAGAUGAUGCUGAUGAUGAAUCUGUUGAAAACUUGGAUGUUUUUCCACCCUGCCCAAGAAAAGCACGGGAGAAAUCUCCAUUGCCAUGUCCUCAACCGCACAAAAAAAUGAGAACACGUUCGAGUGGAAUGAUGCUUGAAGAGUCACUGAGUAACAAGGCCUCAUAUUGCUCCAAAUCAGAAAUGAAAAGGGAAAAAUCUCCAUUAGUACCAUCAGAGGUCAAAGAUGGUGUUGGGAGGAUGCAUAUAUCAACUACAAGUGGAAAAGCUAUAGCUCUUCAGAGAGCUAUUGCUUUCAAAUCUGUAAACCCUUCUUUCAGGGUUGUCAUGCAACCCUGGUAUGUCAAACAAAGUUUUUUGCCUAUGCCAUCCGGGUUUGCCAAGAGACAUCUUAUUGAGCACCCUGCUGGUAAUGUCUUCCUUCGGGUUUCAGAUGGACGAACUUGGUCUGUUAAAUUCAAAUAUGAAAAAUCAGUAGCUCGAUUCCAGUAUGGUUGGUUGGGAUUUGUAAGGGACAACAAUUUGGAAGCGGAUGAUGUGUGUGUCUUUAGCUUGAUCGAGGAUGUGAAACUUUCAUUUGAUGUUGUCUUUUUCCGGACUACAGAAGAAGCUGCAAAUUGCCUCUUGUCUCCAGGGAGACAUGAUUUUCCAACUAAAAAAGAUGGUGGAGGCACAUCUAGCAAUCGAACUGGAAAAGCUACAGCUCUUGACAGAGCGAAUGCUUUCAGAUCGCAAAACCCUUCUUUUAUUGUUUCGAUUAGGCCCAGUUACAUCAAUCAUUGGAGUAUGUGGUUGCCAUCCAAGUUUUACAAGCUAUCUCCUAGUAUUAAGCAUUCCUGUGAAGUCAUCCUUCAAGUUUCGAAUGGGAGAACUUGGUCUGUUGGUUUGAGCAAAGGAAGGCCCAGAUUCAGGCGUGGUUGGAUGGACGUUGUGCGUGACAAUCAUUUGGAAGUUGGUGAUCUGUGUCUUUUUGUGUUGAUUUCCAGCAAAAGUACACCUUUAUUUGAUCUUGUCAUUUUCCGCUCUGGAGAAGGUGCAAAGUGCACCAAUGAUGGGGAGCAAAUAGUACCUACGAAGGAAGAAACUGAUAAUGAAGAUGGGGAUUCGAGUGAUGAUUCUAGUAACGAUUCGAGUGAUGAUUCUGUUGAAAUCAUGGACAAGUUUCCACCCCCAAGAAAAACAAGGGUGGUGAAAAGAUCUUGAAAAUCUGGUGAAAUGUCCUUAUCAAUUGAUCUUUAAGUCAGUUAACCAAUUGGACAAAUCAGAUUCCUUCCUGUAAUUGCAAGAUGUAUCAGUCCUUUUGUGGUUUUUUUAGUUUCUCCUUUCUUUCCGUACAGAAUGUGCUCGUGAGAUUAUCAGCCCUAUCAAACUAACAAGAUCCCUUUGUAUUCUGAAGCCAAUUCACACUUUGUAUCAUGCCCUCAUUUAAUGAUAGAUGAUUAUGUGUCCCCAAGGCAGAUGAAUUUCUUAAUCUGUUGGCUAAACUUAAUAUUCAAAUUUUACGUUCA